Messenger RNA from Ipomoea nil (Japanese morning glory), 3368 nucleotides. Its product is annotated as pentatricopeptide repeat-containing protein At2g03880, mitochondrial. The record is from RefSeq and is a predicted model, not a curated record. Gene Ontology annotation, biological process: RNA modification. Gene Ontology annotation, molecular function: protein binding; RNA binding; zinc ion binding. The coding region runs from base 288 to 2306 and encodes 672 amino acids. Lineage: Eukaryota; Viridiplantae; Streptophyta; Magnoliopsida; Solanales; Convolvulaceae. The transcript has 2 exons.
AACUCCGUAAUUCCACGGAAAAUAAGCUGCCGCCAUUUUCAGUCGUACAUUUCAUUUUCGAGCCUUCGUUGUUUCCGGCGAGCCAUCUAUUUCUCUCAAGCUUUUUAGAGUACUUUCGUUUCUUCCCCAGUCCUGACUUUUUGUAACGCAGGGUCUAGGGCUAAGCAUUUCUUUGAAUUUCAAUAAUGUCAAAAAUAAUGCGACAUUAUCAUUGUGCCUCUGCAAUCUGUAUCUUGUACUUCAUUUCCAUCACCAAACAAUGAACAGUUAACUUGUAGAUCUUUGACAUGAAUGUGAUUAUGUCGAUGCCAACAUUUAAAUGCAGUGUUUUCACCUUAGGACCUGCAGAGGUUGGGUUGUUGAGACCUCUCGUUUCUUCACUCAUGGCAGUAGGUUUUCUCUUUCAACGCCCCAGCCCCUAUUAUUUUUCAACAGUAGCAGCAAUGCCUCAUUUGCAUAAUGUCAAUAUAACUGGAGGAUCGAGCACAUCCAAUUCAUUGAUCGAGAAGUUUGCUGUGUACUGCUACCAGAGGGAUCUCCCAAGAGCCAUGAAUGCCCUUUAUGCCAUGGAAAAACACAAGAUAUCGGCUGAUGCUAUUACCUACUCUGAGCUUAUAAAGUGCUGUGUUACUCGGCGUGCUGUUGAACAUGGCAAACGUGUCCACCAACACAUUUUUUCCAAUGGGUACCAGCCAAAGACCUUCUUACUCAACAUACUUCUUAACAUGUAUGUGAAGUUCAACAUGUUGGACGAAGCACACGCUUUGUUCAACCAAAUGCCUGAGAGAAAUGUUGUCUCCUGGACUACCAUUGUAGCUGCUUACUCUAGUUCUAAGCUCAAUUACAAGGCUUUCAAGCUAUUGAUUCUCAUGCUAAGGGAUGGAGUCCAACCCAAUAUGUAUACUUACUCCUCUGUUCUCAGAUCAUGUGAUGCCCUUUCCAAUCUCACACCUCUUCAUUGUAGCAUCAUUAAGGUGGGGUUGGAGUCUGAUGCCUUUGUCCGCAGCGCGCUGAUUGAUGUCUACUCCAAAAUGGGUCAACUGAAGAGUGCUCUUGAUGUCUUCAAUGAGAUGAAAACACAUGAUCGGGUGGUUUGGAACUCUAUAAUUGGUGGCUUUGCUCAAAACAGUGAUGGCUAUGAAGCCUUGACUCUCUACAUAAAAAUGAAGCGAGCUGGUUUUCCGGCUGACCAGUCAACCCUAACUAGUGGUCUAAGAGCAUGUACCAGUUUGUCACUUUUAGAAGUGGGCAGGCAACUCCAUGUUCAGAUUCUCAAAUUUGAUCAAGACCUCAUACUUCACAAUGCACUUCUUGACAUGUACUGCAAGUGUGGCAGUGUGGACGAUGCUAACCGUACAUUUACUCGGAUGGUGGAGAAGGAUGUCAUCUCAUGGAGCACCAUGAUUAUGGGCUUGGCUCAGAAUGGUUUUAGCAAAAAAGCUCUAGAGCUGUUUGAGGAAAUGAAGAGCUCGGGGAUGAAGCCUAACUACAUCACUGUCCUUGGAGUUCUAUUUGCUUGCAGUCAUGCAGGACUGGUAGAAGAUGGGCAGUAUUACUUCCGAUCAAUGAAGACACUUUUUGGAAUUGAUCCAGUAAGAGAGCAUUAUGGUUGCAUGGUUGAUCUUCUUGGGAGAGCAGGCAAGCUAGAUGAAGCAGUGAAAUUAAUUCAUGAAAUGGAAUGUGAACCGGAUGCUGUGACGUGGAGGACAUUGCUCGGUGCUUGCAGAUUACAUCGAAACAUGGAUCUGGCUGAGUAUGCUGUGAAACAAAUUCUUAAGCUAGACCCAAGUGAUGCUGGAACCUACAUACUGCUCUCCAAUAUUUAUGCACGAACUCAGAAAUGGGAAGAGGCUUCCAAUGUGAGAAGGGCCAUGAGCAACAAAGGAGUCAAGAAAGAACCAGGUUGUAGCUGGAUUGAAGUAAAUAAGCAGAUUCAUGCCUUCAUUUUGGGAGACAAGUCCCACCCACAGAUAAAUGAGAUUGGCAAAGAGCUCAAUCAGGUUAUUACAAGAUUGAAAGAAGUAGGCUAUGUUCCUGAUACCAACUUUGUCUUGCAAGACCUUGAAGGUGAACAGAUGGAAGACUCACUUCUGUACCACAGUGAAAAGCUUGCAAUUGCUUUUGGCAUAAUGAGCUUGCCAAGAGAAAAGACCAUUAGAAUCAGAAAGAAUCUCAGAAUAUGUGGAGACUGUCAUUUAUUUGCAAAACUCUUGACGAAGGUAGAGCAUCGAACCAUUGUCAUCAGAGAUCCAAUCCGCUACCAUCAUUUCCAAGAAGGUAUUUGUUCUUGCAGUGACUACUGGUAGCAGGGAGAUUACUGGCAAACCUUUGCAAAAACUGAAAUUAAAAAAAUGGUAAUACACGGGUAUUUAUGCAAGCCUGUGUCAUAUAUUGUGGGCAAGAGGCAUAUGUAGACUGCGCCUUGAAAUGGCAAGAACAUCACAACAUUCUUUCUACUGCUCUGAAUUAAACCUGUCAUGGGUUCAUAAAUUAUGUUUAUGGAUUGGAGGAUGCAAACUCCUAUACUCUAAGACUAGGCCUUAUAGACGGAGCUUCAGUAGCAGCUUGGUCAGAAGGAAGUUACUUGCAUUAUGUUCAUGCGUAAGUCUUAUUACCAAGGUUACGACGGGUAAUUUUAUCAGCCAAAUUAUAAGUUGUGUGGCCUUGACAGCCAACUACAGGUUGGUUGAUAUUGAAACCAUUUAGGAUAGAGGAAGCCUGUGAUCUCCUUACAGUUCUGCUAUGGAACAUCAUCACCUGUGUCUUCAUUAAAGAUAUAAUCAGUGACAACACUCUUACCAGCUCGCUCAGGACAUUACUUCUAUGUAUUUGUGUUCUUUCAUGUCCACUUGCUUUCUCUGAAUGCCUCGAGGGAGCAUGAAGAUUUGAUUUGAUUAUACUUUCCAGAACUGAAGAAUGUCUUAGCAGAGUUGUUGCUGGAAGAAGGAAGAAACAGUUGGAAGCUGAGUAAGAAGUUGAAGACUUGAAAUGACCAUAAAAUUGCAUGCUGAGGGGACCUAUGAGAAUUGGAUAGCAAAAUUGAAGGCUCCGUUUCGAAGUCUUUAUGGAAAGAGAAAAUAUUAAUGUACUAUUGCCAUUUGAUGGAAAAUAGAGGAAAUUAAUUCUCUUCUGAGUCUAAUAUAGCUGGAGGAUAUGGGAGGUUUGAACCUUGAUCAUAAGUCAUAACCCUGUUGUUGUUAGUUUUCAUCAUAACUCAUCUAAAAGGAAAAGGAAAAAGAAUGAAAUUCUAUUUGAUGUUGUCUUAUAUUUCAUUAUAGCUCACCAGUAACAUACAUACAGUAUUUGUGAAGUUUCAAAAUACAGUAUUCAUCUACCAGUUAAUGGUUCUAUUCACUUUUUCUCAUAUA